Molecule: messenger RNA, 1707 nt
Organism: Knipowitschia caucasica
Lineage: Eukaryota; Metazoa; Chordata; Actinopteri; Gobiiformes; Gobiidae
Source: the annotation of a GenBank genome assembly
AUGCCAUCCAGAAACUUCCAGAGCUGGCAGAUAAGAACUGAAGAUCGACAGCAGGCCUAUCCGGCCUUCCAUGAGGGUGGACGAUUCCACAGGCGUGGACGAUUCCACAGGGUGGACGAUUCCACAGGCGUGGACGAUUCCACAGGGUGGACGAUUCCACAGGGGUGGACGAUUCCACAGGGGUGGACGAUUCCACAGGGUGGACGAUUCCACAGGGGUGGAACGAUUCCACAGGGUGGACCAUUCCACAGGGUGGACCAUUCCACAGGGUGGACGAUUGCACAGGGGUGGAACGAUUCCACAGGGUGGACCAUUCCACAGGGUGGACCAUUCCACAGGGUGGACCAUUCCACAGGGGUGGAACGAUUCCACAGGGUGGACCAUUCCACAGGGGUGGAACGAUUCCACAGGGUGGACCAUUCCACAGGGUGGACCAUUCCACAGGGUGGACGAUUCCACAGGGGUGGACGAUUCCACAGGGGUGGAACGAUUCCACAGGGGUGGACGAUUCCACAGGGGUGGAACGAUUCCACAGGGGUGGACGAUUCCACAGGGGUGGACGAUUCCACAGGGGUGGAACGAUUCCACAGGGGUGGAACGAUUCCACAGGGUGGACGAUUCCACAGGGGUGGACGAUUCCACAGGGGUGGACGAUUCCACAGGGGUGGAACGAUUCCACAGGGUGGACGAUUCCACAGGGGUGGACGAUUCCACAGGGGUGGACGAUUCCACAGGGGUGGACGAUUCCACAGGGGUGGAACGAUUCCACAGGGUGGACCAUUCCACAGGGUGGACGAUUCCACAGGGGUGGACGAUUCCACAGGGGUGGACGAUUCCACAGGGGUGGACGAUUCCACAGGGUGGGGUGGACGAUUCCACAGGGUGGACGAUUCCACAGGGGUGGAACGAUUCCACAGGGUGGACCAUUCCACAGGGUGGACCAUUCCACAGGGUGGACGAUUCCACAGGGGUGGACGAUUCCACAGGGGUGGAACGAUUCCACAGGGGUGGAACGAUUCCACAGGGUGGACCAUUCCACAGGGUGGACCAUUCCACAGGGUGGACGAUUCCACAGGGUGGACGAUUCCACAGGGUGGACCAUUCCACAGGGUGGACGAUUCCACAGGGGUGGACGAUUCCACAGGGGUGGACGAUUCCACAGGGUGGACCAUUCCACAGGGUGGACCAUUCCACAGGGUGGACGAUUCCACAGGGGGGGACGAUUCCACAGGGGUGGACGAUUCCACAGGGGUGGACGAUUCCACAGGGUGGACCAUUCCACAGGGUGGACCAUUCCACAGGGUGGACGAUUCCACAGGGGGGGACGAUUCCACAGGGGAUGGACAAUCAAGAACCAUCAGGCAGUUCCACUUCAUGGACUGGCCAGAACAGGGAGCCUUCCAAACAUCAGAGGGCUUCAUCGACUUCAUCGGACAGGUCCAGAAGACCAAAGUGCAGUUUGGACAAGAUGGACCAAUCACUGUGCAUUGCAGUGCUGGAGUGGGACGUACGGGCGUGUUCAUAGCUCUGAGUGUGAUCUUGGAGCGGCUGAAGUACGAGGAGAAGGUGGAUGUGUUCCAGACGGUCAGACUGCUCCGCACCCAAAGACCUGCCAUGGUUCAAACUGAGGAGCAGUACCAGUUUUGUUACCGUGCAGUGUUAGACUACGUGGGCACCUUUGAUCACUUGGAUCCACCAAGAACAUGA